UCCGUACACGUCAGCCACGGCUCGCCGUGCCGCGCUCCGUUCGCCGCCGCGGAGAGACGAGCAGCGGCCGCAGCAUCGCCCAGCCCGCAGAGCAGCCCGGCAGCAGCGUGCCAUGGCCAGCGAGGAGGCCGCGGGCACCCGGCAAACACGGCACCCCCCUUAGUGAGCUCUCCUGGUCCUCCUCGCUGGCUGUUGUGGCUGUUUCCUUCUCGGGGCUCUUCACCUUCAUCUUCCUCAUGUUGGCCUGCCUGUGCUGCAAGAAGGGGGACAUUGGCUUCAAGGAGUUUGAGAACGCCGAAGGGGACGACUAUGUGACGGAGCUCUCAGCCCAGGGCUCGCCUGCCCCCCAGCAUGGCCCCGAAGUCUAUGUCCUGCCUCUCACCAAGGUCUCCUUGCCCAUGGCCAAGCAGCCUGGGCGCUCAGUGCAGCUCCUCAAGUCGGCGGACCUAGGGCGGCAGAGCCUGCUCUACUUGAAGGAGAUCGGGCAUGGCUGGUUUGGCAAGGUGUUCCUGGGGGAGGUGAACUCGGGCAUCAGCAGCACGCAGGUGGUGGUGAAGGAGCUGAAGGCCAGCGCCAGCGUACAGGACCAGAUGCAGUUCCUGGAGGAAGCACAGCCCUACAGGGCCCUCCAGCACACCAACCUGCUGCAGUGCCUGGCCCAGUGUGCCGAGGUGACGCCGUACCUGCUGGUGAUGGAGUUCUGCCCGCUGGGUGAUCUCAAGGGAUACCUGCGGAGCUGCCGCGGGGCUGAGGCGAUGACCCCGGACCCGCUGACCCUGCAGAGGAUGGCAUGUGAGGUGGCCUGCGGUGUCCUGCAUCUUCACAGGAACAACUACAUCCACAGCGACCUGGCCCUGCGGAACUGCCUGCUCACCGCCGACCUGACCGUCAAGAUCGGAGACUACGGGCUCUCGCACUGCAAGUACAAAGACGACUACUUUGUGACAGCCGACCAGCUGUGGGUGCCGCUGCGCUGGAUCGCCCCGGAGCUCAUUGACGAAGUGCACGGCAACCUGCUCAUUGUGGACCAGACCAAGUCCAGCAACGUCUGGUCGCUGGGUGUAACCAUCUGGGAGCUGUUCGAGCUAGGCAGCCAACCCUAUGACCACUACUCUGACCGGCAAGUGCUCGCCUAUGCCAUCAAGGAGCAGCAGCUCAAGCUGCCCAAGCCUCAACUGAAACUCUCGCUGUCAGAGCGCUGGUACGAGGUGAUGCAGUUCUGCUGGCUGCAGCCAGAGCAGCGUCCGACGGCGGAGGAGGUCCACCUCCUGCUCUCCUACCUCUGUGCCAAAGGGGCGACAGAAGCGGAAGAGGAGUUCGAGAAGCGCUGGAACUCCAUGAAGCCCAACGGCAGUGCCAGCACCAGCCACCAUGGCCCUGAGCUCUCCUCCUUCCCGCUGCUGGAGCAGUUCUCUGCCGAUGGCUUCCCCUCAGAUGGGGACGACAUCCUCACCGUCAUGGAGACCAGCCACGGCCUCAAUUUUGAAUACAAGUGGGAGCACACCAAGACUGAGCACUUCCAGGCUCCCCUGGGGUCCCUGAGCCCCAGCAGUGCCGCACGCUACCACGACCUCUACUACCCAGCCACUACCACAGGACACCUGAGCCUGGGGGUCUCACCCUCCUGCUACGAGUGCAAGCCAACAGGCUGCCCUGGGCUGCCAGCGCCCGGCGUGGUGCCCAUCCUGGGCGCCCACAGCCCCUCACUUGGCAGCGAGUACUACAUCCGCAUCGAGGGGCCUGGGGAGGGCAGCGCCGAGCUGGACUAUGCCAUGUGUACCUACAGCCCUGCAGCCGAGCAGGGGUCCCCGCACCCCCCGUCCUGCUGGCGUGCCCAAGGGACCCGGAAUGGCAGCACCUACGACUCUGACAGCAGCCCCACUGUCUCCCUCAGCAUGGAGCCACUGCUGGGCCACGCACCGGUGGGCGAGGGCUCCUGGGAAUGUGCCGAGUACUACCCCUACCCCUGCCCAGGGCAAGAGCCACGGGGUUAUGAGCCAUCCCCCCGCCGCGGGGCAGAGAGGUACCUGCUGGAGGAGGAGCCCACUCAGCUGGGCAGUCAGGAUUGGCCCGUCCCCGGUUUCCAGCCCAGCAUCUUCACUGACCCACUGGGCGUCUCGCCGUCGGUGAACAGUGCUUACAGCCCCCAAGGGUACGGCGAACCACGGGCAGCCCCGCCAGGCGGGCAGCUGUCAGGGCAGAGUGAUGCCAGGCCGGACUGCGUGGCACUGGAGCUGGGUGAGGACAGUCCCCCUGGCGCCCCCCCCGCCCAGGGUGCGAGCCCCCCUGCUCAGCGGCAUCCCUGGUCCUCCAAUAGCUCCUCCAACAACAACAUCAGCAGUGGUAGCCCAGCAUCCCGCGAGGCCCAGGCUGGCGACAGCUGGUGCUACCGCCGCAUGAUCACCUUCCGGGGGCUAAUGGCCAAGCCGCUGGGCACCGUGCCACGCGGCCAGCCACAGCUCGGGGGGUCCCCGCCAGGCCAUGACUUCCGCCGCCCGCGGCAGGAUCAGCCCCCCAGCAUGGCCGGCAGCUCCUCCUCCCCGUGCCGCUCGCCCUCCCCGCGCCGCCAGGCCUGGCACAGCCGUGACUCAUCAACCUUCGGUCGCUCGCAGGCAGCAGCGCUGGCUGGCAGCCCCGCCACGCCGUGGGGCCCCACCGCGGCCCCGGCAGCUGGAGCAGGGGCCCGGCACGAUGUCUGCCCGGACGAGAGCGUGGAAAGGAGCAGUCCUACCCACGGUCCGCUGUCCCACGCUGCAAGUGUGCCAGGGCCAGGGGAGGCCACCCCCAUGGCUGGCACUGCUGCGCCGAGCCCCAACCCCCCCCCGGAGCCUGGUGUAGAUGGUGCCCAACCCACAGCAGAGGCCUCUGAGGUGCCUGCGCCAGUGCCUGGGGAGGCGGCGGGCGAGCGCGGUGCGUGUGCUGCCGCUGAUGUGGACCGGACGCCAGACAAGACCUUCUCCAGUGCCAGCUUCCCCAGCGUGGACGAAGGGAGUGAUGAGGACACUGCAGACCUGACCUCCGGCGUCUUCACUGACUUCUCUGGGGACUACACGGAGCGGGUGGAGGCGGCCCCAGCAUUCAAGUCCCUGCAGAAGCAGGUGGGGACACCGGACUCCCUGGAGUCGCUGGACAUCCCCUCCACAGCCAGCUCCUGUGAGGUCUUCAGCCCCACAGCCUUCACGCCCGCUGGCCAGCCCAAGGCCCUCGACAGCGGCUACGACACCGAGAACAACGAGUCCCCCGAGUUCGUCCUUAAAGAGCCCCACGAGCCCCGAGAGCCAGACGCCUUCAACCAGCUGGGGAAGCCACCCCCGGGUUUGCCAGGGGGCGAGGGUGAGGGUUCGGGCCCCGAAACACAGGUCCCCACCUCCCUCGGGACUGAGCUGCACAGCCUCGCUGAGAAGAAUCCCUACCGCGACUCUGCCUACUUCUCCGACUAUGAUGCCGAGGCCGAGCGCAGUCCCAAGGGCGAGGAGGACAGCGAUGGGUCCCGGACCCCCGAGGCAGAGGAGGGUCCUCAGUCCCCUGCACAGGACCUAGGGAGAGCCCCUGGGCCAGGAGAGGACCCGUUGCAUCCCCCAGGGGCACCUGGUAGCCCUCCAGCAGCGCCCGGUGUUCCGGUGGCAGCGGACAUGCCAGUGGCGGGGGUUUUGGUGGAGGACUGUCAGGAGGCAGAGGCUGGGAGCACCCUGGCCAGCCCCACGGGGCAGGCUUCUGGUACCGAGCAGAGACCCGCUGGCACGGGGCUGGUGCCGGGCAGCUCCCCACGCCCUGAUCGAGAGCCCUGUCUCCCGGGCUCUGUGACGCCCAAGACUUUCUUUUUGACCCCAGUGCCAGUGAGCCCUGGUGAGCCAGAGUCCAUCGAAGGGACCCGUGUGCCCGAGGGCAUCCCUGGACUUGGAGAAGCGGAAGCUGGUGACAAACAGACUGUGUCCCCAACGCCGGGGCUUGGGGAACCGGGGCUGCCCCUGGAGGGAACUGUGGCGGAUGAUGCACCGGGAGGUCCCAGCACGUUGCAGACAGAGAGUGAGUCGCCCCCGGGUCUCUCCCCACUCUCCUCCACGCGGGAGCUACGGCCGGUUGUCCCUGAGCGCUGUGAAGAGCCGGAGGAGGAGGAGGAAGACACGGAAGACAGCGAUGAGUCGGACGAAGAGCUGCGCUGCUACAACAUCCAGGAACAAAGUGAGGAGAGUGAAGAGGAGCCAGUGGCAGUCCCCAUCGUGGUGGCCGAGAGCCAGAGCGGCAGGAACCUGCGCAGCCUGCUCAAGAUGCCCAGCCUGCUCUCUGAGGACUUCUGUGAGGAUCUGGAGCGCAAGAAGAAAGCUGUCUCCUUCUACGACGAUGUUACCAUCUACCUCUUUGACCAGGAAAGCCCCACGCGGGAGCUGGCUGAGCAGAGCUUCCCAGAGUCCCCCCAGCCCUCGGGGGAGCCUCCUGCCGCUGGCAGCCCCCCCAGCCCGGCAGACAGGCUCAGCGCCUCGGACGACUCCUCAGAUGGCAACGUCUCAGAAGAAAGUGGCGGCUUUGAGUGGGACGAUGACUUUCCGCUCGUGGCGGUGAAGCCAUCCCUGAUGACCUCACUGACAGGGACACCAGCGGAGCCUGACCCAGCCGUGUCCACGCUGCCUGCCCUGCCCACGCUGGUGCCAGCUCAGAAACAGGUGCUGCCUAUCCAGUUCUCCCGGUUCACAGUCUCGCCUGCCCCGGUGUCCCGGUUCUCCAUCACUCACGUUUCCGAUUCAGACAUGGACUCCAUUGGAGGCAGCAGUGAGGACGGUGACCGGGAGUGAGCCAGCCGGCACGCCAACCGGGCAUCAUCCCGACACCCGUACCGGCGCAGGAUGGCGAGGCCGGGAGCGGGGUCCGGCCGGGAGCUCCCAGCCUGCUCUCUGGAUUUUUUUAGGCAGAUUUUAUCGGGAGGAGCUCGUUUGGUGCUGCGAGCAGGAGAGGGGCCAGGGCGGCCCGGGGCCAGGCGGUGGGUGACGGCCGUGCGUGCGUGUGUGUGGCUGUGUGUGUGUAUAAAUAGACACUAUAUAUAUAUAUAUAUACACAUAUAUAUAUAUAUAAAAUAUAGCAUUUAAAGGGUAGGGCCCUGACCUUGCUAACACUUGCGGAGUGUGUCCCCCCAACCCCAGUGAAGUCCCCUCCCUUGGCUUCUUGCCCACAUGUGCUCCCCCAGGUGGUGUUUGUCCCUGUCCCCCUUGUGCCAUGCACUUGGCCUUGCACCUCACCGGCUUGGCUGCACCACAGCCACCCAACAGCUGCCCCACGGUGCCCUCCAGGGGGGAGCUAUUGGCUGCUGCUGCUGUUCGAUGUCACCCUGAGUGCACCAGGGCUGCCAUCGGCUCUCGUAGCUGAGGUGGGCAGCAUGGCCUGAGGAGUGGGGCUUGAGGGGGCAAGGGAGCUCCCUUCUCCCUUGAUUUUGGGGAUAAGUCCCAGAGUCUUGGCCCAGCGAAAGCCCUGGGGAACCCCCCCCCAACCUGCCCAACUGCAGUGCCACUGGGGAGGGCUGGCAGGAGCGUAGGGGUGUCCCAGCUGCCCCUCUUGUGGGGUAGCCUCAGCCUGGGACCCACCGACCUGAUUAUUUUUGUAUUUAAAGAAAAGGAUUAAACCCUCCCCCUCCCCAAACCCCAACAAACCCCCAAACCAACCCAAACCCACCUUAAAAACAAAACUUGCUGUUGACUGAACCACAUUGACUCCAUUUUAAGUUAUUGCUGCCAAAGAGACAUCACAAGGCGGGGAGUGGGGGAGGGAGUGUGUGUGGGGGGGGUUUGCUGCUUGCAGUUCUUCAUUCCUUUUUUUUUUGGUUUUGUUUAGUUGGUUGUUGGGUUUUUUUUUUGGUUGUUUGUUUGGGUUUUGUUGGGUUUGGGGGUUUUUUUUUUUUUUUUGGUUCUUUUUUAGUCCAUUUGAGGCUUAGGAUAAUUGUGCAAUUCCAGCUUCCAGAAGGAAAUGGAAGUAAGCGGAGCUGAGCGAAACCUUGAAAUCAGGGCUGGUUCCUUUGGGGUCUAUAGACCAAACCCUGAGGUGAGAAAUGCCUCCCCUGGCCCCUUCCACCCCAACCCCUACCCCCCCCCCCCCCCCCACACACUCCAUCACACCCUGGCCCAUGAUCCUGGCUGGCUCCUGUCACUCUGUGCACGUGGGGCGAGGGCACAUGUCCUGGUGCACUGAACACCUAUGCCCAGACAUGGGAUGGGGCUGGUGCCAGGAGGGGGUUUGCUCCACGCCGGGGCAUGGUGCUGCAGGUUGAGCCUGGCCCCAGUUUGGUGCAGCUCCUUGCCCACCCUUAUCUCACCUUAUGGCCAGCCCAGCCUGGAGCUGUGGUCCCAGCCAGGACCCUCUCAGCCGUCAGGAGGCUGUUGGAGAAGCUGAGCGUCUGUGCCCUAAUGGGACAGAUAGGGUCCUGUGGGGACCCAGGGCUGCUGUGCCUGUCCCAUGUCCCCCCCACCCCUCCAGUUGCUUCUCCCACAGGACUCACUUGGCAAGUCACUGGUGGAGAUUAUUGCUUUAUUUAAGUGGUUUAUUUAAGCUCCAACCUGGCCUGUACCCCCCCCCCCCCCCCCACCCUCUUGCAAACUCUUUGAUGAAACCUUGCAGCCCCAUGCUGACCAGUGGCACAGGGCACAGCACCCAUGGGUGGUGGCAGGGUGCUGCUGGGGAUGCUCUUCCCACAGUAUGCACCCCUGCUCCAUGUCCCCCACCCCUCCCUCCACCCAGCAUUGCAGGGCGUGGGUGUUUGCUCAAUCCCCUCGCCACAGCCCUCCCACUCCCUGCUUUCACCUAGGUCAGUGGGGGUGCUGAUCCUGUGCUCCCACCCUCACGCCCCCUGUCUCGCCCCGGGUUUGGUCUAUGGCACCGCAGGUCCCUGCCUCUGGAUGGCAGCAUGAGGCCAGAGCUGGGGCUUGGAGGGUGGUGGGUUGUUGGUUUUUUUUUUCCCCCCAAUAGAAAGGCUGUUAUCACAUUGUCUAUUUUAUCAAUACGGGUCAUAACUGCUGUAUUUUUUAAUCAGUGCUGAUUUCCAUACAGCUCCCAGCAUGUGUGUCAAAUAUCAUCAGGCCAAUAAUAAAGUUUUUAAAAUAUCUUAA
Messenger RNA from Pogoniulus pusillus (Red-fronted tinkerbird), 7088 nucleotides. RefSeq names its product apoptosis associated tyrosine kinase (gene LMTK1). The transcript has 14 exons. Lineage: Eukaryota; Metazoa; Chordata; Aves; Piciformes; Lybiidae. The coding region runs from base 237 to 4790 and encodes 1517 amino acids. Gene Ontology annotation, molecular function: ATP binding; protein tyrosine kinase activity. Gene Ontology annotation, biological process: peptidyl-tyrosine autophosphorylation; brain development. The record is from RefSeq and is a predicted model, not a curated record.